Racocetra persica is the source of this 371-nucleotide messenger RNA. The record is from the annotation of a GenBank genome assembly. NCBI's taxonomy places the organism in Eukaryota, Fungi, Glomeromycota, Glomeromycetes, Diversisporales, Gigasporaceae.
AUGAACGAUACAAAAUUUUCUUCUAUUCCCACGAAACGUGGGAGUACAAUAAAUAUUGAUAAAAUUAAUGGUCGAAUUCCUUCAAAUAUACCGCUAUAUCUCUUCGCUUUUCUUGUUUUUUCAAAGAUAAUAUUUGCUUUUUCAACUCAUAUAGCACGUGAAUGUUUUCUAUUAUGUGGUGCUCCCGUUUCUGUUGUCACUUUUGGUGUCCUAGGUGGUGCUGGCCUAAUGUUAUUAGCAUGGCAAAACUUUAUGGGUGGUCAUAAAGCUCUCAGUAGUACGAAGUGGCCAAAGGUCGCUUUAUAUACCAUAAUAUAUACUACUCAAAUGUAUUUUUGGUUUAUGGGUCUUUCAAGGCUAAAAUCUUCAAG